Pyrus x bretschneideri (Chinese white pear) is the source of this 1029-nucleotide messenger RNA. RefSeq lists its product as uncharacterized. NCBI's taxonomy places the organism in Eukaryota, Viridiplantae, Streptophyta, Magnoliopsida, Rosales, Rosaceae. The record is from RefSeq and is a predicted model, not a curated record. The transcript has a single exon. The coding region runs from base 254 to 925 and encodes 223 amino acids.
UCGUUUGAUAUUUUUUUUGGUAGAAUUUCAUAAAGAGAACGAGUUCAAAGAAGAGGUGACUACAUUGGGUUACAGAUUUGUUACUUUGCCUUGUAGUAAGCUCCAUGACUGUACUGAAGGCUAUGUUGUGAAUGAUACAUGUAUUAUUGAAGUAAAGGUUUAUGUCCUUGAGGCUGAAAUCGAUGAGGAUGAAAACGAGGAAGGAUCAUCUUCUCUUGUUAAGAGUACGGAGCACUCACUAAGUGCAAAUUCUAUGCAAGUUCCACACUCUUCAGUAGCACCCAAUUCUGAAGCACAUUGUGAACAGCUGCUUCCCUCCAAUGAUAAACCAAGUUCUCUACAAAUUUGCAGUAACAAUAGCACCGAUAGUCCUACUGGCCCUCGUGUAGUCAAGUUACCUGAGAAAGAAAAACUACCCUACACUACUCCAGCUAGUAAGCUCAUUGAUUUCAAAGGUUUAGGUUGGAUCGAGAAAGCUUUUGUUCCACUACUAGAGGAGGUUUGCUCAGGGCAUCCUUCAUUGAUCGAGUGCCAACAAAAGAGGAGUCGUAAGUUCACUGAAUGUGCAUUCACAGCUCUGGGAAGAGUCCUGCCUUUUUUAAAGACUGCAAAAAGUAAGGAUAUGACGUCUGAGGACUCCUGCGACCACCUUGAGCUUUUAUGGGAAGAGCUUGAGAUCUUCAGAUUUGACUUGUCGUGGUUAAAGCCAUAUGUUCAGUCUGCUUUGUGUAUGAAGAAAUUUGAGGAAAUGACAGGGGGAGUGAAAAGAUUGAGAGAAGAUGUGGAUGCUUUAGAGAUCAAAUUAAGAAGACGAAGGACCGAGCUAAUUGAAGCAGAGGUAGAUCUUGAUCGGGUAGCAGAAAGUGACUCGGUGAAUUUAAGGGAGAUAGAUAUGGAUAGAGAGUUAGGUUAUGGGGGGCAUUAGCCUAAUUUUGGAAUUCAUCGUUUAUUAUUUUGGUCAUAUGACUGCGAUGGACAGUUUUAAUAUGUACGCAGUAUAUAUCUAUUCAAACUUGGGACUGCUUUUCA